AUGGCCUAUUCAUAUAGCUCGACGACUCCAGACUUCCAACCCUUCGACGACUUUCAUUCGUGGGUUGAUAAAAACCAGACCGUUGGUACCGAUGGACGCGGCAAUGAGUCCGAAUACAUCACUUUCGAAGCUUUGAAGGAAUACUGGCAGCGUGCUCGGAUCUCUUCUAUUCUGAACGCAUGUAGCCACGUCACACCCAUUCAAGUGCCCAUUGACGACAUUCUGGCUAGAUUCCUGCGAAUUUUUUCGACCCUUGCCUACAUUUCCACCACCGACAGCCCAAAACUAUUUUAUAUCAAGAAGUUCGUGGAGAAGGAUAUUGAUGAUCAUAAUAUGCUAUUCGACUCCAAGCCACCUGCCUUCUCCGAUGCGCUAGAUGGACGACAAACCUUCAACAAGUUUCGAUGCUACCAGUGGCUUUUCUCCCCGGUUACUCUUUGGCCACACCGUUUACAGUUCAGGGAGCUGCUACCGGAGAGUAUAUUGCCUUUCAGAGUCGAGAAGGAUGCGAUUGUUUUAAAAGAGUUCGAUCCCUCCGAAAUGAAGUACUCAUUCAAAAACGAGGUUGAUACAUACAUCAGUCUCGAAAACAAAGUCCCUAAGCGUAUCUACAAACAGCAAUUUCUAAAAUACUAUGGCUCAUUCACAAAGGGCGACAGAGGAUUCAUCAUGCUCGAGUAUGUAGAAGAAGGAAGCUUGUUGGAUUUCUUCGACCGCAAUCAGCUGCCACUUGAGCGACAGGAACUCUACGGCCUAUGGUCCAGCCUCAUCGACCUAUUCACUGGGCUCGAAUAUAUUCACAGUCUCGAGCAGGACCCCAGGAGCAGCAUUUAUGGCAACAUCCGUUGCGUGCAUCACGACCUGAAGCCUGCCAACAUCUUUGUGUUCCGAAAAGGGGCCACCACUGCCUAUGAUUACCAAUUCAAAAUUGGUGACUUUGGAAUGACAAGUACGGCCCUUGUCAAGACCCCGAACAAAUCAAUCAGAACCCCGGCCGAACCAAGCACGAAAAUGUACGGAGCCCCAGAAUUGUCCAGCCGCUAUGCAGCAUUGGAGGAUAUUGACUAUGGUGCACUAUGGGAAAUGGACAUUUGGUCAUUUGGGUGUGUUCUUUUCGAAUGUUUGGUUUGGAUGACAUGUGGAUCAAGAGGAGUGCAGGCCUUUUUCCAAAUGAGGCAGAAAGAAACCGAUGCAGAUCUGCGCCUCAAGGACCAGGGAUACUCAGGUUGUUUCCACAAUGGAAAUGACCGAAAUCAGGCUGUUGACGACAUGAUGAAACUUGUCAUGGAAAGAAGACGGGUGUUUGAUGAUCUAUCCGGCGCAAUUGGUGAAAUUAUCAUGCACGAUAUGCUCAUAGCGAACAGCAAACGCAGGCUGGAUGCUAGGACCUUGCGACCGCGUUUCGAGAGAAAACUGGAAGCAGAGACCCGACAACCGGAGAAUCUCCAAACAUUGGAUUCGCCACCUCUCAUGAGUCCCAUCCGGGAGCAAAGACCAUCGCAGGAAGACGGCGACGAGAAAAUGCCCCUGGUAAACAUUCAAGCAGGAAACCAAAUUCGCCAAGAUAUCCACGCUCGCGAAGGGCUUGGGUCACCUAACUCGCUAAUUGAGAGCAGUCGCAGCCUCCCCAGGCCCAACAGAUCUCGUUCGAGUACCGAGGCAGGCGAAAUACUCGCAUGGCCUGCUUCACCGGCAUCAAUGGAAGCUCCGGACCGAGAGCAGGCACAAGCAUCUCCAUCAGGUCCAGACCAGGCGCAUAUAAUUAUCUCUCCACCGAUGAAACCUGACUCUGGAGCUGCAUCGGCUCUGAGCGACCCGAACGAUAUGUCACAUCGCACGUCGAUACACAAUUGUCAACCUGUAUGGGAGGAGAAGAUUGCACAUGAUGACCGAGUGACCUCGCCAGAUUCCUCACACGCCGUGGAAACAGUGGCCGCUGGUGGAAGUGGUUUGGGGGGACACGUUGAAUACGCCCUUCUGAAAAUUCCCGAGGUGCUCCGGUGGAUAGAUCGAAAGAAAAGAAGCGGGGCACCGCCACUGCCUGAUUAUCAACGAGCCAUGCAGGAGAUCGAUGGCCGGGAACAGAUAUUUGUCAUUGACGACUCGGAAACUAUGAGGCAAAAUCACUGGGAUGAUGUGAUCGAUACAGUGAAAGCGCUGGGAUACUUGGUGAAACACGCAGAUCCAAAUGGAGUCGAACUGUUUGUCACUUCUAACCCGACCAGACCUAGAAAGAGUGGGGCGAGGGAGAUCAGCACUCUCGUUCGUUGGCUGGACAACCCAGAGAGAAGAUAUCCUGGAGGCCCUUGUAACAUGGAGUCCAGCCUCAGCUCCAUAUUGGACCAUGUCAAGAGUGGUCUGAAGAAAGGGCCCGGCUUCUUCCAGCAGACAAAUCGCCGUGGGACAAGUGUGUACAUCCUGACCGACGCAAUAUGGGAGGGCGGAACGAGGAAACAAUGCGGAGUUGAAGACCCGAUCAAGGAUCUUGUGAGGAAGAUGCAAAAGCUAUGUAAAACCAGGACAACUGUCGCCCUGCAGUUCAUCCAGUUUGGCGACGACCCACUCGGAAAACAGAGGCUCCAGUACCUCGAUGACACCCUAGGAAAAAUCUUGGAUUUCGAUAUUGUUGACCAUAGACAUCAUGAGCGAGACGGGGUUUGGCAUAUGCUCUUGGGCUCCAUCAGCCGUGGAGUCGACCAAGAAAAUGAUGCCGAAGGUCAAGAAGCGGUCACCUGA
Molecule: messenger RNA, 2736 nt
Organism: Diaporthe batatas
Lineage: Eukaryota; Fungi; Ascomycota; Sordariomycetes; Diaporthales; Diaporthaceae
Exons: 4
Coding region: 1-2736 (911 amino acids)
Biological process (GO): protein phosphorylation
Molecular function (GO): protein kinase activity; ATP binding
Source: RefSeq, a predicted model, not a curated record